AUGCCGGGUUUAUUACAAGAAUUUGGUCCCCGUUACCGAGGUCGGGAGGGGUUCUCCAUAGGUCCUUUUGUGACCAGACCCAAGAGCAGAGGCUCCGUCACCCUCAACUCUGCCAACCCCCUGGACGCACCACUCAUCGAUACUAACUACUUCGAUCAUCCGGAAGACAUUGCAGCCAUGAUCAGAGGUGGUGGUGCUUAUAUGGGUGCUGCACCACCCACGAGUAAGUUUGGUCCAGAUAGUGGUGUAUAUGUGUCUACUGCACCACCCAUGAGCGAGUUUGGUCCAGGUGGUGGUGUAUAUGUGUCUGCUGAAUCACCCACGAGAGCGCUGACACUGGCGGUGUCCAGUGAAGCCUACGCUUGGCCGGUGACGGGGUCUGGAGAGCCUCUCUGGCCGGAGUUACAAGUAGCCUUUACUCCCUUUACUCUCGGUAGUGACUUCGGAAUAUUAAGCCCACACAUUCUCGGCAUCAAGAAAGAUCUUUACCAACAAUACUUCCAUGAUCUAGGAGGUCGGGAGGGGUUCUCCAUAGGUCCUUUUGUGACCAGACCCAAGAGCAGAGGCUCCGUCACCCUCAACUCUGCCAACCCCCUGGACGCACCACUCAUCGAUACUAACUACUUCGAUCAUCCGGAAGACAUUGCAGCCAUGAUCAGAGGGUUAAAGUUCUCCCUUAAACUUGCAUCGAUGCCAGCAUUAAAGGAGGACUUCGAUGCUGUGUUCCACGACCGUGUACUACCAGGGUGCGAGCACGAGGUUCUCUACUCGGACAAGUACUGGGAGUGCUACAGUAAAGUCCUCGUUGGUACCUUGUACCAUCCCUGCGGCACCUGCAAGAUGGGCCCAGACUCUGAUACCUACAGCGUUCUUGACGAACAACUCAGGGUGCGUCACGUGGCUGGCCUGCGUGUUAUAGACGCGUCCAUCAUGCCAGUGGUCACCACAGGCAACAUCAACGCACCAACUAUCAUGAUAGCAGAGAAGGCCUCAGACAUGAUCAAACUAUAUUGGGACGCUCCCAUCACAUUCUGAAAUGUUCAGGCUGGAGGAAGCUCAUCGUCUUCUCUAAAAAAGUGUCUUGACCUUUCCCAUUUAUAAGGUUGACUACCGCUUGUCAUGUAGUCGACAGAUGUGGUUUAUUACAGCAGAUACUUGAUGAGUGGUUUAAGUUAUUACAGCAGAUACUUGAGUGGUUUAAGUCAUUACAGCAGAUACUUGAUGAAUGGUUUAAGUUAUUACAGCAGAUACUUGAUGAGUGGUUUAAGUUAUUACAGCAGAUACUUGAUGAGUGGUUUAAGUUAUUACAGCAGAUACUUGAUGAGUGGUUUAAAUUA
This is a messenger RNA of Cherax quadricarinatus, 1337 nucleotides long. The record is from RefSeq and is a predicted model, not a curated record. Lineage: Eukaryota; Metazoa; Arthropoda; Malacostraca; Decapoda; Parastacidae.